Molecule: messenger RNA, 1788 nt
Organism: Lachnellula hyalina
Lineage: Eukaryota; Fungi; Ascomycota; Leotiomycetes; Helotiales; Lachnaceae
Gene: ARA1
Product: L-arabinose-responsive transcription regulator
Exons: 5
Coding region: 1-1788 (595 amino acids)
Biological process (GO): positive regulation of transcription by RNA polymerase II
Cellular component (GO): nucleus
Molecular function (GO): transcription cis-regulatory region binding; DNA-binding transcription factor activity, RNA polymerase II-specific; zinc ion binding
Source: RefSeq, a predicted model, not a curated record
AUGCUCAUCUACACGAGACGUGCUCCUCCCAAAGAGCCCAAGAGGAGGUCGAGAGCCGUAAAGAAAAAGUAUACACAGUCCGUCCUGCAUCCUUCCAUCUGUAACGAGAAACGACCACAAUGCGACCGAUGUACAGAAAAGAACACGAAAUGCGAAUAUGAAGCCGUCAAACCUCGGAAGCGGAGGCGGACCUCUUUCGCGGGGUCUGCCCUCUCCAACGAAAGCAUAUCCCCCACCUUCUACGAUGGCAGAUGGCCUGGCCUAUACGAACGAGAUUAUAACGAAUAUGAUACCAGGGACGAUUACCACGGUGUUCAUGAGUGGCGGGGGAGCUCAGGCUACCAGUGUUCAGAGUCUGAGUCCACUACUGAUUUGGAAGUGCCACCCAGGGAAGAACAUGAAGUAGAAGAGAUCGUUCGGGUAGAACCAACAGCUCCACCUGCAUCGAAUACUUCUCUCGUCCAGUCGAGGAGUCAGUAUCCCGAUCUUGCGAUGAUAGCCCCUUCUCCAAUAGCUUCGCCUCUACUAGAUUUCAGCGCCCCAGUAUAUAUGGAGUUCACGGAAGGAAGAAGUCGACGUGCAUUGGUCGACCAUUUUUGCAAUGUUUUAUCCCAUCUUAUCGUUUUCAAAGAAGACAACGGGAAUCCGUUCCGACAACUUGUACUACCACUAUCGCAUGCCAGUUCACCAGUUAUGAAUGCCAUUUUUGCGCUUUCGAGUGCCCAUCUCGAGUAUCGAGGGAUUGAGAUCGAAGAGAAAUCUUUGACAUUUCACAAUCGCGCUUUACAGGGGCUGGCACAGCUCAUUGACCAGAAUGACGAAGAAAGACGGGAAGAGGUUUUGGGCGCAAUUGUGUUGCUCGUUUACUAUGAAGUUCUGGUCCAAAGGGGUAGUUCAAACAUGGUCACUGGACACUUGAAAGGUGCUAUGACAAUUAUGAAGGCCGGACCUCAAGUGACGAGCCCUACAUCUUUAUUUUUGGAACGAGCAUUUCGGUUCUACGACGUGAUAGCAGCCCUGUCACACGGCACACCUCCCAAUACAACGACACAGCCAUGUGCUUCUCCAUUCCCCAGCUCCAGCGGGCCCGAGUCCCCACUGAGCUCGGUGGACACCUUACUUGGCCUAUCCACAGAUCUGUGGCCGAUUAUUCAUCGAUUGUCCCAUUUACUGUCAUUCAAAAACUCCAUCGAAGUUGCAAUCGCAGCUGGUGAAACCAGCAAGGCUGCUGUUCUAAGAACAGAGCUGGAAAACGCUUCCCAGGCUAUCGAACUCGCACUCACCACUUGGAAACCUACUAUGAAGCCAGGCUCUAUUGAAGAAGAGGAAGAGAAAUCGCCACAAGAUGCAGCCAACAAAUGCGCGAUGGGAAGUGCCCGAAUGCAAAGUAUCCUAAACAACGCCGAGGCGUACCGGAACUCAGCACUCGUGUACCUAUACCGUACAAUCCACUCCCACCCUCGAAACCACCCGUUGGUUCAAAACCACGCCCAUCUUUCUCUCCUCGCCUGUUCAAUUGUAGUGAAAUGUGCAGAGAAUUGCCACAAUGGCCCCAUGUCAGCGCUCCUGUGGCCAUUAUUUGUGGCUUCCUGCGAGGCGAUAACGGAAGAGGACCGAGGGAUGGCACUCAGUAGCUUUGUCGGCACGGAACGCAGGCAGGGCAUGAAUAACAUCAUGCGAACAUGGGAAGUGGUUCGGGAGGUCUGGCACAGGGCAGACUUGGGGCAAGAGGAGGUCGAUUGGAGGGAUAUAUGUGCGGAGAGGGGAUUCAAUAUCGUGUUGGGCUAA